This is a messenger RNA of Gryllus bimaculatus (two-spotted cricket), 432 nucleotides long. The record is from the annotation of a GenBank genome assembly. Lineage: Eukaryota; Metazoa; Arthropoda; Insecta; Orthoptera; Gryllidae.
AUGGCUUCGCCAGACGAAGUUAUGGAAACUAGUGACCUGGAUCACCAAGCUCAGUCUGAGGAAAUAAGCCUUGAUCUGUCAAUGGAACGUCUCAACAUCAGCGAUGAAGAAAAAGUAUCCCCUGCCACAGAAACUCCAGAUUGGAUCAUCCCUCCUUGGAAACUCAAGGCUUCAACAUCACAUAGUGAUGUAGAUAACAUGCAUUAUUUCUACGGAGAACGUGUCAUGACCGUUACUUUCAAUUCUCGAGAUUAUCAAGUCGAUUUGAAAUAUCUCACAAAACAUAGUCACAAACGUCAAUGCAAACAUCGUCAUCAUCAUAAGAGCCAUAAUCAUCACCAUCGUCAUCAUCAUAAGAAUCAUAAUCACCACCGUCGUCACCGACCUAACUGCCCACACUACAAACCAAAAUCACCAACACCAUCUGAGUAA